Molecule: messenger RNA, 823 nt
Organism: Melopsittacus undulatus (budgerigar)
Lineage: Eukaryota; Metazoa; Chordata; Aves; Psittaciformes; Psittaculidae
Product: feather keratin Cos1-2-like
Exons: 2
Coding region: 16-537 (173 amino acids)
Cellular component (GO): intermediate filament
Molecular function (GO): structural constituent of cytoskeleton
Source: RefSeq, a predicted model, not a curated record
UGAGCUUGUCAGGAAAUGCCUCCUGCCACAAAGGUGCCUGUGGGCCUGAGGCACUGCAGGACGACUAUAAAAGGCAGCCCAGGUCUGUGCUCCUCAUCCCCUUCUCUGGCCUCCUUCUCCUGGGAAUCAGGUGCCUUGGCUUGCCCAGGCUUGGCUGCAGAGCUGCUGCUGGCGUGUCCCAUCAUCUGCUUGCCCCUGCCCUGUGUCCAGGUGAAGCUCCAGCAUCCAGACAUGUCCUGCUGCAACCCGUGCAUGCCCUGCCAGCCCUGCGGCCCGACCCCCCUGGCCAGCAGCUGCAAUGAGUGCUGUGUCAGGCAGUGCCAGAGCUCCACCAUUGCCAUCCAGCCCUCUGCUGUGGUGGUGACCCUGCCCGGCCCCAUCCUCAGCUCCUUCCCUCAGAACACCGUUGUGGGCUCCUCCACCUCCGCUGCCGUUGGCAGCAUCCUCAGCUGUGAGGGAGUGCCCAUCAACUCUGGGGGCUUCGACCUCUCCUGCAUCACCAACCGCUCCUGCGGCACCAGGUGCAGACCCUGCUAAAGCUGCGUCCUCAGGCAGGAACCUCCAAGAGCUCACAACAUGGAUCUGGACAGGAGAUAGAGCUUCACGGAGCUCUUUCCUCGUCCCACUCUCCUCUCUGUUCCUUUCUCAUCUCCACCUCCCACACCAGCCCAGUGGGGACCUCUCGGCCUCCCUCCCUGCGUGUGAGGGGCAGGCAGACGGACACCCUGCAGGAGCUGCACCGCAUCUUGGUGCCUGCCCCUGGUGCUCCCUGUGAGCCACCUCCUUUUCUUCUUUACCCUCAUUAAAGUUGUGCUGCAUCCAA